Peromyscus leucopus (white-footed mouse) is the source of this 2005-nucleotide messenger RNA. RefSeq names its product centrosomal protein of 57 kDa-like. Gene Ontology annotation, molecular function: gamma-tubulin binding; identical protein binding; microtubule binding. Lineage: Eukaryota; Metazoa; Chordata; Mammalia; Rodentia; Cricetidae. The record is from RefSeq and is a predicted model, not a curated record. Gene Ontology annotation, cellular component: centrosome.
AAAAAAAACCUAAGCAUGAAAGCUGAAGCACUGAAACUGCUAGGAGAAAACAUAGUAAGUAUGCUACAUGAUAUAUGCAUAGAAAAGUACUUCCUGGUAGGGUGUGAGGCCGAGGCUCCUAGCCGGUUCGCAGCGCGCCCGCCCUUUCCAUCGGGGGCUCGGCUUCGGCUUGUCCCAGGCAGGCGGCUGUCGAAUCCGGAGGAGGAGCUCGAGGACGGCGGCCCACGUUGCGCAGGCGGGAAGAUGGCGGCGGCCUCGGUCUCGGCGGCUUCGGAGUCUCAUUUUUCGAACAUCCUAGCUGAACCAUUGAGGUCUAACAGAAAUAUGGUUCGUCGUUCUUCAUCUCCAUAUGUAUUAUAUCCACCUGAUAAGCCUUUCCUUAAUAGUGAUCUGCGACGCUCCCCAAAUAAGCCCACACUUGCCUAUCCAGAAAGCAACAGCAGAGCCAUAUUUUCUGCUCUUAAGAAUCUUCAAGAUAAGAUUCGACGCUUGGAACUGGAAAGGAUUCAGGCAGAAGAAAGUGUGAAAACCUUGUCUAGGGAAACAAUUGAAUAUAAGAAAGUAUUGGAUGAACAGAUACAAGAGAGAGAGAAUUCAAAGAAUGAAGAAUCAAAGCACAAUCAAGAAUUGACAUCCCAGCUGUUAGCUGCAGAAAAUAAAUGUAGUCUUUUAGAAAAACAAUUGGAAUACAUGAGAAAUAUGAUAAAGCAUGCAGAGAUGGAGAGGACAUCUGUCUUAGAAAAGCAGGUUUCCCUAGAAAGAGAACGGCAACAUGAUCAAACUCACGUUCAGAGCCAGCUGGAAAAACUGGAUCUUCUCGAGCAAGAAUACAACAAACUUACCACAAUGCAGGCUCUUGCAGAAAAAAAAAUGCAAGAAUUAGAGUCUAAACUCCGUGAAGAAGAGCAGGAAAGGAAGCGAAUGCAGGCUCAGGCAGCAGAGUUGCAGACUGGUCUAGAAGCAAAUAGACUUAUUUUUGAAGAUAAGACAACUUCAUAUGUUCCAACCAGCACUAGAAAAAUUAAAAAGAAGAAGUCAAAACCACCAGAAAAGAAAGGUUCUAGAAACUAUUUCGGUGCACAGCCACACUACAGAUUGUGCUUAGGUGAUAUGCCCUUUGUUGCUGGAAAGUCCACCAGUCCCAGCCAUGCCGUGGUAGCCAACGUUCAGCAUGUCUUGCAUCUGAUGAAGCACCACAGUAAAGCUCUGUGCAAUGAUCGAGUUGUUAACAGUGUUCCCUUGGCAAAGCAAGCUUGUUCACGAGGAAGCAAGAAUAAGAAGUCAGUGACGCCUCCCUCCGGCAGUGUCAGUGAAGAACUGUCGGAUGUCUUACAGACUCUACAGGAUGAAUUUGGGCAAAUGAGCUUCGAUCACCAACAGCUUGCUAAACUCAUCCAGGAGUCACCAACUGUGGAACUGAAGGACAACUUGGAGUGUGAAUUGGAGGCAUUAGUUGGGAGAAUGGAAGCAAAAGCCAACCAGAUAACUAAAGUCCAGAAAUACCAAGCCCAGCUGGAGAAACAGAACACAGAUAAACAAAAAAAGGAAUUAAAAGCUAAUAAAAAGACUCUUGAUGAAGAAGGAAACAGCAGUCGUUCAUCUGGAGUCACAAGGACCACAAGUAAGAAGGAUUUUGCCAAACAGAGACCUGGAGAAAAAAGCAGGAAAAAUCUUCAGUUACUGAAAGACAUGCAAACCAUAGAGAAUUCAUUGCAGAGCAGUAGUCUGUGUUGGGAUUACUGACACCAGAUCAUAAAUGAUGUAUCUUACUGGACAAUGACAAUAGACUUUCCAGGUUUCAUGCUUGCUAAUGUUGCCAUUACUAGCAGGUGUUAAGGGGCCCAAGCUUCAUUACAUAAUCUCUUGUGUUACGCAGCACAACUAAAUGGAAAUGGAGUUUUACAGCCCGAGAAGCUGUGCUGUCUCUUUGAAUUUGCUGUAUUCAUAUACUGCACUUUGUAAACAAAUGACCAGUUUUUUACUUGUGGGUAUGUUUUUUAAGUAG